Molecule: messenger RNA, 750 nt
Organism: Manduca sexta (tobacco hornworm)
Lineage: Eukaryota; Metazoa; Arthropoda; Insecta; Lepidoptera; Sphingidae
Product: ran-binding protein 10-like
Exons: 5
Biological process (GO): cell surface receptor signaling pathway; cytoskeleton organization
Cellular component (GO): cytoplasm
Molecular function (GO): protein binding
Source: RefSeq, a predicted model, not a curated record
AUGAAUACAUAUUGAAUGUUGCAGCCCAAUUUGUAUCCGACGGUGGGGCUUCAAACCCCGGGCGAGGUGGUAGACACCAACUUCGGGCAGCAGCCGUUUGUGUUCGACAUCGAGGACAUGCUGCGUGAGCUGCGCGCGCGCACGCGGCUCGCCAUCGACGAGUUCCCGCUGCCCGACGAGCAGGGGCAGUGGCAGCAGGUGUUGCACAGAAUGGUAUCGACGUACUUGGUACAUCAUGGGUAUUGCAGCACCGCGCAGGCGUUCUCGCGCGCCACCGGGCAGCCCAUUGACGAGGAUAUAGCAUCUAUUAAAAAUAGACAAAGGGUGUCGAAGCUGGUGCUGGCGGGGCGCAUCGGCGAGGCCAUCGAGCUGACGCGGCGCCUCUACCCCGCGCUGCUCGAGCGCGACGCCGAGCUGCUGUUCCUGCUCAAGUGCCGCCAGUUCGUCGAGAUGGUCAACGGAUCGGAUUCCGAGGUGUGUGGCGACAAGGCCAACGGCGCCAGCAACGGCGUCGCCACCUCCGUCAUCUCACACACCAGCCGCGCGCCGCAUCUGCGCCAUCAGCCCAAUGGUGUGGCUGGUGGGUCUGAAGAUGGCGAGCCGCGCGACGUGGACAUGUCGCCCGCGCCGCCCGCCGCGCACGCCGCCGCGAGCCCCGCGCCGCACGCCGCGCCGCACGCCGCGCCGCACACCGCGCCGCACGCCGCGCCCAACGCCGAGCCGCACCCGCCGCCAACGGCGACCAUCAAG